This is a messenger RNA of Anopheles stephensi (Asian malaria mosquito), 1136 nucleotides long. Its product is annotated as probable E3 ubiquitin-protein ligase makorin-2. Gene Ontology annotation, molecular function: metal ion binding; ubiquitin protein ligase activity. The record is from RefSeq and is a predicted model, not a curated record. Gene Ontology annotation, biological process: protein polyubiquitination. Lineage: Eukaryota; Metazoa; Arthropoda; Insecta; Diptera; Culicidae. The coding region runs from base 109 to 993 and encodes 294 amino acids. The transcript is spliced from 2 exons.
AUCUACGACACACAAGAAAACGGUGAUCAGUUGCGGCACGCUUUAGCUACGAAUUUUGUGCGUGGCUCGUGAUAAUCAAGCAUUCCUGAAAGUGCUAUACGCUAGUGCAUGAUGGAGGACACAGAUGAAUCAGCCGGGCCAUCGGGUGUUACUAGCAACGAACAAAUCAAAGAUACGCCUCAUCAGGAAGAUGAUGACUGUGUUUUGGACACGAGCCGCGCACCACCGGAGCCCAGCGGUCCUGAUCAACGGGAUGAUGAAGAAGGGCUUAACACGGACACACUAGAAGAUUCCAACGGUAUCGAACAAGAAAAUAGGACCGACGAAGAAGAUCAGGAAGAGGACGAUGAAGAAGGCGCGUUUGGCAUCAGUUUAUCCUCAUCUUCAUCUUCAUCGUUCGUAUCAUACCUUUGCGAAGAUGACGUAGAGUACGAGCCAGGCGAUUUGCGUCCCUGUAGCGUGGACGACCCAGAUUGCCCUUAUGCCGAAUGUGACGUGCACAAGGAGCUGUGCGAUAUCUGCCACACCUACUGCCUCGAACCGGACGACAGUGAGCAGCGUCGAUUUCAUCGCAUCAGAUGUAAAAAGGACAACUUCUUCGAAAGACAGUACGCGAUCGCAGUGGAACAAUCGUGCGACAAGGUGUGCGGCAUCUGCAUGGAACUUGUCAUGGAUAAGCGACCGCGCGAACAACGCUUCGGCAUACUGCCCAAGUGUAUGCACGUGUUCUGUCUGAAGUGCAUUCGCAACUGGCGCAAGGUGAGCACGCUGAAUCCAGCCGUGCGGCGGGGGUGUCCGAUGUGCCGCGUCGUGUCGUACUUUGUCUGUCCGAGCUUCGUGUGGGUGGAGAACAAGAAGGCAAAACGGAAGCUUAUCGCCGACUAUAAACGAUCCUGCCGUUCCAUCCCCUGCAAGUAUUUGCAGGAGUGCCGCGGUCCCUGUCCAUUUGGCAGGGGUUGCUUUUACCAGCAUACACGCAAUGGGACGAAUUGAACCGGGCCACGAUCAUCAAUCUAACGUGGAAACGAUAACAAUUUAUAGUCGAUGUUUUAUCUCUUAACAUCAAUCAAUCAAUCUCUUAAUGUUUUUGUUUGGUAUUGGUUUUGAUAAAGAAAUUUGUUAUAGAAAAACAUUAA